AAGAAACAGAAGGACAGAGAGAGAGAGAGAGAGAGAGAGCGAGAGAGAGAGAGAGACGCAGAGCUGAAGAAGUACAUUUUGUGCAAUACAGUCUUCAUCAACUGAAGUAAGAAGACGUUGAAUGCAACAGUGAAUGCUACAGACAGUAUGGCGUCUAGCAGCUGCGACGAUCUGCAAUCUGAGCCAACUAUUAAUCCAACUCAGACUGAAACAGAGAAGAAGAUCUUUUUCCCUUGUUCAGAGUGUGGAAAGGAUUUUACCACACAAGCCGGACUCAAACAUCACCAACUCCUCCAUACAGGAGAGAAGCCGUAUAUCUGUUUAGAGUGCGGGAAGAGUUUCGCUCAAAAGACCGGCCUCAAAAAGCACCAGCUCGUCCACACAGGAGAGAAGGUGUACAGCUGCCUGGACUGUGGGAAGGGUUUUACGCGGAAGUACGUUCUCGACCGACAUCAGCGCAUUCACAAAGGAGACCGGCCGUACGACUGCUCAGAGUGUGGGAAGACGUUUACAGAUCCAAGUAAUUUAAAAGCACACCUUCGCCUUCACACCGGCCAGAAGCCGUUUUCCUGCUCAGAGUGCGGGAAGAGAUUCAAUACGCAGAAUAACCUCCAAAGACACGUCCGCGUUCACACUGGAGAGAAACCGUACUCCUGCCCAGAGUGUGGGAGGAGUUUUACCACACAGAGUAACCUCAUACAGCAUCAGCUCAUUCACACCGGAGAGAAAUAUAUCUGCUCAGACUGUGGGAGAACUUUUACUCUACCUAGUAAUCUCAGAAAGCACCAGCGUCUUCACACAGGAGAUAAACCGUUCUGCUGCUCAGAGUGCGGGAAGAGCUUUCGCCAACACUGUCAGCUCUUAGCACACCAGAGAAUUCACACCGGAGAGAAACCGUACUUGUGCUCUGAGUGUGGGGAGAGCUUCAGGAAAUUACGACUCUAUAACGAACAUGAAUGCAGCAGGAGUUUAACCAGCCUUUUAGUGCAAUAUAUUUUUCUUUUUCUCUUCCAGAAGUACAAAGAUUGCAUUGACCCACACAAACACAUCAUGGAUGUUAAAUGCGAGAGUGUGGCAUCAAGCAGUUGUGAGACUCUCCAGUCAGAUACUGUUCAACAAGCGCCGAACAAUACUGUGAAAAAGGAAAUUCUCCAGUGCUCAGAUUGCGGCAAAGGUUUUACAACAGAAAGUGGCCUAAAAAACCAUCAGCUCAUACACACUGGUGAGAAGCCGUACAGCUGCACAGAGUGUGGGAAGAGUUUCGCUGACAAUACCAGCUUUAAAAGACAUCAGCUCGUUCACACCGGCGCAAAGCCGUAUACCUGCUCGGAGUGCGGGAAGACUUUCCGUCAUCAAAACCACUUCCAAGCCCACCAGCGCCUUCACGCAGGAGAGAAGCCCUUUUCCUGUUUAGACUGUGGGAAGACUUUCAACACUCAGAGUAAUCUCCAAACGCACUUGCGUGUUCACACUGGAGAGAAACCGUACUCAUGCUCGGUUUGCGGGAAGAGUUUCGCUCAACAUAGCAGCCUCAAAACUCACCAGCUUCUUCACACAGGAGAGAAACCGUUCUCUUGCACGGAGUGCGGGAAGAGCUUUACGCAGAAAAGCGUGCUCGAACGACACAAGCUUAUUCAUUCCGGAGAGAAGCGCUACGACUGUUCAGAGUGUGGGAAGAGUUUUACGGAUGUGAGUAAUUUCCAAACGCACCAGCGACUCCACACUGGAGAGAAGCCGUAUUCCUGUUUAGAGUGCGGGAAGAGAUUUAACGCUCAGAGUCAUCUCCAAACUCAUUUGCGCGUUCACACUGGAGAGAAACCGUAUUCCUGCUCAGAGUGCGGGAAGAGCUUUGCUCAACAGAUUAAUCUCAGAAACCACCAGCGAAUUCACACUGGAGAGAAACCAUUCCCCUGCCCAGACUGUGGAAAGAGCUUUACACGUAAGUACGUUCUCGAACGGCAUCGUCUCGGCCAUACAGGAGAAAAGCGAUACGACUGCUCAGAAUGUGGAAUGAGCUUUACUGAUCUAAGCGAAUUCCAAUCACACCGGCGUCUUCACAUAGGACUGAAGCCGUAUUCCUGCUUAGAGUGCGGAAAGAGAUUCAACACUGAGGAUGACCUACAAAAACACCUGCAUGUUCACACAGGAGAGAAACCCUAUCCCUGCACAGUGUGCGGGAAGACCUUCGCUCAACCGGUUAAUCUCAGAAACCACCUACGAAUCCACACAGGAGAGAAACCGUUCUCCUGCUCAGACUGUGGGAGGUGUUUCACCAGCCAGAGUAACCUCCUACAGCACCAGCGUGUCCAUUCAGGAGAGAGAUACAUCUGCAUAGAGUGUGGGAGGAGCUUUACUUUACCUAGUAAUCUCAGAAAGCACCAGCGUCUUCAUACAGGAGAUAAACCGUUCUGCUGCUCAGAGUGCGGGAAGAGCUUUCGCCAGCACUGUCAACUCCUAGCGCACCAGCGCACUCACACUGAAGAGAAGUAUAUCUGUCCAGUUUGUGGGAAGAGCUUCAAGCAGUUGAGCUCUAUUGAAACGCACAAAUGCACAAGCAAUCCAGUUGAUUUUACCUUGUGAAAAGCUUGCAAUUGUAGUCAUUUAAACUUUUUUGUAUGAUUAUAUAUUAUCUCUGUAGCAAUCAUGCCGUAAUGGCUUUAAAUCUCCAUUCCUUUGGAUUAUUAUUUAUGAGCAAUGAAAUGAUGAUAAUGACUACACAAGGUUUGAGAAGGUUUGAGCAAGGACAACAAGAAAAAACAUUUACUAAUUAUAUGUCCGGGAGAUCUGUGUACUCCGUGUACAGUUAAAUAAAGAGAUUCCUGUUAAUCCAUUGUAAAAAAACAAAAAAAAAAAAUAUGGAUUUUUCCUCAGAUUAGGGGACAUUCCAAACAUGUAUUACAUCUAUUUCAAUACAUCUACAACACACUACAACUGCAAGACAAGAUGCAACACUAAUGCCUGCCAAGGGCCGAAAAUAUUGGUGGAACACUAAAAUCGAUUGUAGAUAUCAACGUGGACACGUGCAAAUAUCAUUCUAUGCUUAUACUAUUUUCCAUUGCAUUGCAUUGGUGGAAAAUAUUGACUAUAUGAUAUAACUGUUUUUAGAAAAUCAUGUGUUCUUGUCUGUUCUGUUCUUUUAAUAUGACCUCAGACUGUUUUAAGUUUGAUACCCAGAUUGGAAAGCAGUGGUUUCCAAACCUCCACCUGGGCCUCAUGUACUUAAGGUGCGUACGCACAAAAACAUUGCGUACGCCAUAUUUCACGCUUCACUGCACUUUUAUUUCAGGCGUACGUUUUUUUUUUUGGUACGUAUGUAUUGUGUUUUUGUCAUUUGGCGACACUUAGAGGCGAUGCAUUAAAAUUACAACUAAGUUAUCCUUUACUCACAGAUUGUAGUAAGCCAGGGGUGUCCAAACUUUUUUUGUUGGGGGCCAGAAGGAGAAAUAUAUUUGAAGUCACGGGCCACAGACUCUGUAAUAAACCAAAUAAUAAAAUAUACCAUUUUAAAUAAUACAUUUUCCUGAUUAUUUCAUUUGCACACCAUUUUACUUGACUUACUAUCUUUAUCUAUUGUUGACAGUGUUGUGUAAACUAAGAUUUUUCAAAUUGAUAUUUCAUUUCAUGAUGUCUCUUAAUAUUAAACUCCUUAAUUACUUAAGCAACUUUUAGACUCAUUUGCCCUUUUUCUGUGCUAAAACUGCGCACUCUCUUUGCUUUUAGACACUUUGGGCGUUUUUUUUUUUUGCGCUAGAAAUGCGCACCCUCUCCGCUUUUAGACUCUUUGGCCCCAUUUUUCUGCACUAGAAAUGCGCACUCUCUCCUCUUUUAGACUCUUUUCCUAGCAUUCAAACUUUGAAUCUCACCUUAUAAAAACCUGCUUAACAGCGGGCCAACUUUCAUUCUAUUUCUAAAAUACCUCGCGGGCCGCUCCAAAAAAGAAAACGGGCCGCAAAUGGACAGUAGUUUGGACACCCCUGUAGUAAGCCAUUAUUGGAUAAAAUAUAGUACAUUAUUUAGACAAUUAAUAAGAAAAAUUAAUCAGACAAUUUCAUUGGCUUACUGAAAUAAUCAUUCAACGUGUUUCCACUUAGCCUAGAUUAUAUAAACAUGAAUAAAAUGUUGAGCUGGAGUUGUUGGAGAUGGCGGCGUUGGCAUUAUUGAAAGAUAUUGCUAAUGGCCAAGUUCAUCAAGAGCGUGUUUUCCGUCACCAUUAUGGUUUUUUGGCCCGUGAUAAUGACUGGCUUAUAAACCGUUUCAGAUUUCCAAGAGCAUGGUUGGGUUGGGAUAAGGUUACAAGUUGAGUGCGUGACUGAUGGCUUAAAUAGCAACAAAUUUAAAGCAUUUAAAUGAAAGCAUUUAUUAUCCAGCUUGGAAUAAUUAAUUUAAAAUGUGGGUAAUUAUUAAAUUACUUAGAAGACAAUGGCUACGCCACACGCCUUGCAACACUUUCUUGAUGGGCAUAUUAUACUCUAGCAUAUUAUUAUUAUUAUUAUUAUUAUGAUUAUAACAUUAUACUCUGCGUAAUUGAGGGAGGAGUCAUGGUGGGAUUCUUCCUACGCACAGUUUGAUACAUCCAGAUUUUUUUUUGUGCGUACGGAACAAUUUAGUAGGAAGUCCACGCAAGUCUUAGUACAUGAGGCCCUUGGUCCGCUACCUUUCUGCUGAUUUCAACAUAAAAACUCAAUGUGUAAAAAAAAAAAACAAUUUAAAUCAAAGUUUCUGGAAGGCAGAAGAUAUAUAUAUAUAUAUAUAUAUUUUUUUUUUGUUUGUUUUGUUUUGUUUUGAUCCAACACCAAUAUGCAUUAGAGAAUUGUUGGAUGUUCUUUGUUUUAAUGUAUCAUAUACAAAUCAUUUGUCUGGAAUCCUCUUUAUCUUUUCAUUUAUAUUCUUCUAUUCAUUCGUUAUUUUUUCUGUGCGUUAUCCUAAAAAACAACACUGCUUUGAAAAUCGACACUUUUAAGUUGGAGUUACUGCUCAAUAUAGAGAGUAAUGUUCUAUCUACGUUUUUUUAAUAUAUAUAUUUGUUUUUUCACUGAUUGCUGUUAAGGUGGUAAACAGCUGUGGUCCAUCUGAUCCUCCGCUAUAACAGAUUAGCUUGCGGUAACAUGACAGUGUGGGAAGAGCUAUCUCAGAUACUUACUGCUUUGAUAGCCCAGCCUUAAAUACAACACGUAUGAAUAAGUAUGAAUGUGAGACUUGAAUGUUUAAAUAAUUAAAAUGCCCAUUCCUUUUACACUAGUUACCUAGCUGUGGUUAGCAAACCUUUGCUGAAGCUAAGUGCUUACUUGCUGAGGAGAAAUUAGCCAGCUUAGCUUUAGCAUCUUUCUUCUGGGCUUUUAAACAAAGUCUCCCAUCACAUUGUUUUGCCUGAUAUUGUGUUAUAUACCUGGCAACCUGGGGUGUGGAAAACACAAACAAGAUUUCCAUAAUAUAUUAUAUAUUAUGAGUUACUGCAAAAAAUAUAAUCCUUAUAGGUUCUUUAACAGUCCAAUCUCUGGUUGCUUUUGGCAUGAUGACGUAUGUCGCUGUAAAGGGUUAUUUAUUAGAAUUUGCCAAUCAUAUGUAAUAAUACAAGGUGCAAUUAACCAUAGGCAAUGUGUGAUGAAUACUAAUUAAAAAAAUACUUUUAAAUAAUAUUGACAUGACAUGUAAACUGCUUUAGGGUUAUGAAUGUUGUUAAUAAAUAUAAUUAUACUGUUGUGUCCCA
This is a messenger RNA of Astyanax mexicanus (Mexican tetra), 5707 nucleotides long. RefSeq names its product zinc finger protein 850. The coding region runs from base 148 to 2580 and encodes 810 amino acids. NCBI's taxonomy places the organism in Eukaryota, Metazoa, Chordata, Actinopteri, Characiformes, Acestrorhamphidae. The transcript has 3 exons. The record is from RefSeq and is a predicted model, not a curated record.